Trametes versicolor FP-101664 SS1 is the source of this 834-nucleotide messenger RNA. RefSeq lists its product as uncharacterized. Lineage: Eukaryota; Fungi; Basidiomycota; Agaricomycetes; Polyporales; Polyporaceae. The record is from RefSeq and is a predicted model, not a curated record. Bases 1 to 834 code for a protein of 277 amino acids. The transcript has 3 exons.
AUGAAGACUCAGCCCACCCGCAAGCCUGCCAAGGGACAGCAACCUUACGACGACCCCAAAGGCAAUCGCACAAAUAAACCCCGCAACAAGGUUCCGUUACCAUGUCCGCCGUCCAUUUCGUCGAGUUCUUCCAAGCCCUGCCUCGGUACCGGCUCUGUGUUGUUUCGCAACCUCUGCGUCGAGAAGGUCCGCAAAGACUACCCCGGAAUCGAGCCUCGCAGCGAUUAUGAGCUCGCCAGAUUGUCCGAGAUAUGCUUCAAAGGUUCACCGACUGAAAUUUACGCACAAUUGGACAAGGAUUUCGCGAUGAGUGUCUCAGCAUGCAGUUACGAGUCCAUCAUGGAGGCUGCCACGGCGCUCUUGGACAGUCAUGUCGAGCCAAGUGGGCUCAAACCUGGAUACUCCGCUCACGUCGAUGACGACGAGAAGUUCAUAUUCGUCCACCCAAUUCCCGACACCAAGUACUCCGUCCGACUGUUCCCCGGGUCGAUCACCGCCGCCGAAUACUGCCUGGACUUCGUCGACUCCGAAACCGGGCAGCCGGUGAACUCUUCCUUCAAGUUCGAGCUCUGGGGUAUACCAAAUACAGAUACGCCGUGGCUCAGCUUUCCGAUAUGCGGACAGCUGCGGUCGAUCGAGCGUGCACACGGUAUCAAACAGAAGGACAUUCAGCCAGGCGCGGAGAAGUUCAUUCUACGAGACGGACAGACGUGUGUGCUGGCGCGUCCGGGGAAACGGUCUCUCCGCUUCACGGUGCCCGUGCGAAAGACGGAGAUUCCGGACGUGGUCGAUGAUCAGGAUGUAUGGGACCUACCUCAGUUUAUAGGCCCAUGA